Molecule: messenger RNA, 1795 nt
Organism: Pelmatolapia mariae (spotted tilapia)
Lineage: Eukaryota; Metazoa; Chordata; Actinopteri; Cichliformes; Cichlidae
Product: transmembrane protein 50B
Exons: 7
Coding region: 230-706 (158 amino acids)
Biological process (GO): late endosome to vacuole transport via multivesicular body sorting pathway; protein targeting to vacuole
Source: RefSeq, a predicted model, not a curated record
CUGACUGCAGGAGGCAGCAGUGUGCCGCAGAGCCCGUGAGGCUGCCGGAAAUGAAGCCGCAGACGAGGCGCUGUGCCGUAAAUGGAAAGUGAAGAAAGUGGUGCGCGGCUCCGUUUCAUGGGGGUGACUGAUAUCAGGCGUCUUUCACAGAGUGUGAGCAGCUGCUGAGGGGGCGACAGACUCGCCUGUCAGGACAACUGAAGAAGAAGAAGGAAGGUGGAGGAGGAGGAUGGCCGGCUUUUUGGAUAACUUCCGCUGGCCCGAGUGUGAAUGCAUCGACUGGGGCGAGAGGAGGAAUGCCGUGGCCUCCAUCGUGGCCGGAGUUCUGUUCUUCACUGGCUGGUGGAUCAUGAUCGACGCCGCUGUGGCGUAUCCAACCCAGGAGCAGAUGAACCACGCCUUCCACACCUGUGGCGUCUUUUCCACCAUCGCUUUCUUCAUGAUUAAUGCAGUUUCCAACGGCCAGGUGAGAGGGGACACGUACGGAGAAGGCUGUAUGGGCCGGACAGGAGCUCGUCUCUGGCUCUUCAUCGGCUUCAUGAUGAUGUUCGGAUCGCUCAUCGCCUCCAUCUGGAUCCUGUUUGGAGGCUACGUAGUGCCGAAGAAAGAAGUGGCUCCGGGCCUGGCUGUGUUCUUUCAGAACGCCUUCAUCUUUUUUAGCACUCUGAUCUACAAGUUCGGCCGCACUGAAGAUUUAUGGGGUUAAGACGUCUCUACACACACACACACACGUCUGGUUUGCUUCAGAUGUUUUGUAUUCUGCUGUUUUAAUCGAAGCUGUAAAAACACUUUUAGUAUUAAUGUUGCUUUUUAAAUGGAGACCAAUCAGUGCUGCUGCGCGCACACACACAUGCAUGUAAAUAUAGCUCUGUUGUUAUGUUUCACUUCUCUCUCUGUGUCAGUCUGCGUGUUUUGUAAAAUGAGGGAAUUCCUGCUGGCGGGCAGGACCGCCGGUCUUACUGUUAAAGUGUCACUCUGGGAGAUUUCAGCCUCACUUCCUGUUGGUUAAAUGCUAAAGGUCACAUGUUAGCUGUAAACAGCUGGAUGUGAGACUCGCCUCUCGCUCUGACAAGAAGACGUAAACAAAAAGCCGAACAAACCGGCCCCGUCCUGCUGUGGUUGGAUGUAGAACAGUCGAGCGGAGCGAUGUGUAGCCGCCACAGGACGGAUGCUAACCUGUUAGCCACAGGUGUCUCACUCACACACACACACACAGUGUUUCACCUCAUCCAUCAGAUCACGCUCACUCUGGACCGUUUUAGGUUUUGGGGUCAGAUUAAAAUCGUUUUAGGUCACUUCCUGUGACUCCUCCAAAUUAAAAGUCUGUGAUUGUUACAUGUAUUUUUAAUGAAAAUCUUCCAGGCUGACACUUCAAGGGGGCGGGGCUAAUUUAUAGCUGGAAGCACAUUUGCUGUCUCGUCUCAGUCUGACACUGGAUUAUAAAAGGACGUUUGUCUUCCUGAACUUCCUGUUUGUGACUACGAUGUGUGUUGAUGAGUUUUCAGUAUUAAAGUUUAAAAUCUUGGCUGCUUCAGUCGUUCCUGAAGCUCGGAGCAGAACUCAAACUGUCAUUUUUCUGAAACAAUAAAAAGUUUUGUGGGCGUGGCUGUGAGCUGCUGCUUUGUUUGUUACUGUAACCUUUGACCUGCUGUUUACUGGAAGCAAUGACUCAGCCUCACCAGUGACUCAGACAUUUUAUUAAGGUGAACUCCGCUUAUUCAGAAGGACGGGGAGUCGACCUCUGCAGGGAGGAGGGGCUUUCUAUGACCCCCCCCCCCCAAAAAAAAAAAAAGAA